Pseudocercospora fijiensis CIRAD86 is the source of this 957-nucleotide messenger RNA. RefSeq lists its product as uncharacterized. Gene Ontology annotation, cellular component: nucleolus. The transcript has a single exon. Bases 1 to 957 code for a protein of 318 amino acids. Lineage: Eukaryota; Fungi; Ascomycota; Dothideomycetes; Mycosphaerellales; Mycosphaerellaceae. The record is from RefSeq and is a predicted model, not a curated record.
AUGAAGGUUGGCAAGCCUCAAUCCAAGCGCGUGCCUGUGCGUCUGCGGCACAAGAUCCAGAAGGCUUCGGCGAACAAACAGCGCAAAGCACGGAAAGAUGCGAAAAAGAACCCACAAUGGCGAAGUCGUCUGAAGAAGGACCCUGGUAUUCCCAAUCUCUUUCCAUACAAGGACAAAGUGCUCGCAGAGAUUGAGGAGUCAAAGCGUUUGAAGGAGGAAGAGAAGCUGCGGAAGCGCGAGUUGGCACGAGCGCAGAGAGAAGGCCAAGCUGUUGCGGACGAAGUGGAAAUUGAGGAGCAAAUGGACGAUGCAGACGAGGUCGAGGAUGAGGUCGAUGAGAAUAUGGACGAGGGUGAGGGCGGUGCUUCCUCAAAUCCCAUGGCUGCGCUCGUAGCUUCGGCACAAGCGAGAGCAAAGACCUACGCACCCGCCGACGAUGAGGACGAUGAUGAGGAUGAGGACGAAGAAGAAGAAUUCUCGGGGUUUCAGGACAAGAGGAAACCAACAUCCACAAAAUCUAAGGCCGGUGUCCGGCCAUCGGCGCCAAAAGCGAAACCACUGCCCAAGUCGGUCCUCGCAGAUCCAAUAAAACCUGUCAUGCGCCUCAUUACGAAAUUGUCUGGCACACAGACUGGGGUCCAGCAGAUAUUGGACUAUUACAAACUGCCUCCACUUGUCACAGCAGGAAGUGACACCACGACGAGAUUCCUCAUAGACGUGGCAAGAAAGAAGGGAAGAUUGGGACCUGGCGGUGUGCCGAGCUUAAACGGUGCUGCGCUGGCUGUGUUGGGAGAUCUGAAUGAAGGCAGACUGAAGUUGGGCCUAAGUACAGAACCUGAGAGAAAAGUGGGUGAUGUGGUUGUGGUGGAGAAAUUGGGAGAAGCCUUCAAGAUUGAGGGACUCUUUGGUGAUGAGGAGCCUUCCAAUGCUGGCGGAGAGAUGGAGGUUGAGGCGUAA